AUGUCAUCAACUACUACUCCUUCAAAGAAAGCCAUCCGUAAAGCCAAAGUGUCUUCCACCGCCAAACGUGCCGCUGAAGUGACAACCGCCUCCGAUGAUGCUAUUACUGUUCAAGUAAAAUCAAAAAAGACUCUUCGUCCCACUGAAGUCGAUGAUGAAAUUUAUUCAACUGAAAGCACUGAUGUAUCCGACGUCGAAGUCAGAGAGAAAGUGCCAAAGAAAUCAAAGACCAAUUCCAUUGAAGCUAAAACCAUUGACGCUUUAAAAAAUGCUGCCACUGCUGUCAUCUUCAUGAAUCUCUUUACCAUCCACUGCUCCCAGAAUGGUGUUGAACCAACCUUGAAGACCAUUAUGGACAAUGGUGCUGCAUCAAAUGAAUUAUUUCAAUUGCUUCAACCUACCCACAAUGAAUCAGUUAAGAACAUUGAAGAAGGUGGAGCAUUGAAGAAGCUAAUACACCGUAACUUUAUAUCCAAGACUUUGGUUCCAUUCAAAACUGACUACGAAGCUGCCAACACUAAAGUAGUAGAAGCUAUUAACCAUCGUAACUGCUACUCAGCCCAAGAUGUUAUAAAAAACAUCGAAGCCAUUAUGAGUUACCACAAUUGUCGUGAAGCCUUCACCGAGUUGGUUCUUAACAAUGCUGAUAAGUUCUCGAGAAGAAGACCUUCCGAUUCCGCAUCGAAUACUGAUGAGAAGUUUCCAUUAAAAAAGAAUCAUGCUACUCCAAAUCAUAACUCUAAUAACAGGAAUUCCUUUGAUGCACAAGCUGAUAAGAUUAGAGCUGCAAUAUUACCCGAAAUAAGAAAAGACUCUAAGGUAGACCUCAAAAAGAUAAGAAGCAGCACAGCGGCGAAAAUCAACACUUUAAAGCACCUUUAA
Dictyostelium discoideum AX4 is the source of this 882-nucleotide messenger RNA. RefSeq lists its product as hypothetical. The record is from RefSeq and is a predicted model, not a curated record. The coding region runs from base 1 to 882 and encodes 293 amino acids. NCBI's taxonomy places the organism in Eukaryota, Evosea, Eumycetozoa, Dictyosteliales, Dictyosteliaceae. The transcript is spliced from 2 exons.